Cynoglossus semilaevis (tongue sole) is the source of this 6072-nucleotide messenger RNA. RefSeq names its product anoctamin 3 (gene ano3). Gene Ontology annotation, biological process: chloride transmembrane transport. Lineage: Eukaryota; Metazoa; Chordata; Actinopteri; Pleuronectiformes; Cynoglossidae. Bases 378 to 2519 code for a protein of 713 amino acids. Gene Ontology annotation, cellular component: plasma membrane. The transcript is spliced from 18 exons. The record is from RefSeq and is a predicted model, not a curated record. Gene Ontology annotation, molecular function: protein dimerization activity; chloride channel activity.
AGUUUCCACUCUCAUCCUUCAUAGUCAUGUGUAUCGUGUGUAUCGUGUGUAGCUGUGUAUAUUGAAUUUACACUGCAGGAGAUGAUAUUCUCCUGUGGAAGUGCUGUUAUUUUAAAGCUGCCAACAUGAGCACAGGCCAAAACACAAUCAUAAAUUAUGUAUCUUAAUGGAGGUGCUGAAGCUUUCUGUUACUCUGCUGAAAAUGUCUGUUUGAUGAAGAGUUUCUUAUAAUCUCAUUUGUCAAGACAGCAUUUCCACAUUUCCUUUUACUUACCUUUACUGUGCAAAUAGAAGAUCAACCCUGGUCCACUUACUGAGUCUCACUGAGUCCAUCUGUAGUUCCAUUAGGGCUCUGGUGACAUAUAUAUUAAUACUUGAUGAUGAACUUAAACAUGUGGCCUAAAUUUCCUUCCAGCUUCACUAUCAACAAUAGAGAGACCUUCUUCUCCAAUUCCACCAGAAACAGAAUAGUUCAUCAUGUCCUGCAGCGCACGAAGUACGAGGAUGGAAAAUCAAAGAUGGGUAUAAACCGAUUAUUGGGCAACAGCACAUAUGAGGCAGCAUUUCCUCCUCAUGAGGGAGGAUAUAAAAGCAGACAUCCUAUUGAGACGCAUGGUGCACAGAACCACAGACAUCUCCUGUAUGAACGCUGGGCUCGAUGGGGCAUCUGGUAUAAAUACCAGCCUCUUGACCUCAUCAGGCGAUACUUUGGGGAGAAAAUCGGCCUUUACUUUGCGUGGCUGGGUUGGUACACUGGCAUGUUGAUCCCUGCUGCCCUGGUUGGUGUGUUUGUCUUCCUGUACGGUCUCUUCACUAUGGAUUCCAGUCAAGUCAGUAAAGAGAUAUGUGAAGCCCACACGACUACCAUGUGUCCGAUGUGUGAGGAAACCUGUGAGCCGUGGACGCUGAGUGACAGCUGUGUCUAUGCAAAGGUGACCCAUCUGUUUGACAACGGUGGCACUGUGUUCUUUGCCAUCUUCAUGGCUAUUUGGGCCACAGUGUUCCUGGAGUUCUGGAAAAGGAGGAGGGCGCAGCUGACUUAUGACUGGGACCUCAUUGAUUGGGAAGAGGAAGAGGAGGAGCUGAGGCCUCAGUUUGAAGCCAAGUACUCCAGGGUGGAGAGAGUCAACCCCAUCUCUGGCCGACCAGAGCCUUUCCAGCCUUUCUCAGACAAACUGAGCCGGCUCUUGGUGUCUGUGUCCGGGAUUUUUUUCAUGAUUUCUCUCGUCCUGACUGCUGUGUUUGCUGUGGUGGUUUUUCGCCUUAUUGUGAUGGAAAAGUUUGCCUCCUUUAACUGGAAGUUUGUGAAGAAGAACUGGCAGUUUGCAACAUCUGGCACCGGUGUCUGUAUCAACUUUAUGAUCAUCAUGUCUCUCAAUGUGGUGUAUGAAAAGGUGGCCUAUCUGCUGACUAAUUUAGAGCAUCCGAGGACAGAGUCAGAGUGGGAGAACAGCUUUGCUCUGAAGAUGUUUCUGUUCCAGUUUGUUAAUUUAAACAGCUCCACAUUUUACAUCGCCUUUUUUCUCGGAAGGUUUGCUGGCAGGCCUGGAAAAUACAAUAAACUGUUUAAUCGAUGGAGACUGGAGGAGUGUCACCCGAGCGGCUGUUUGAUUGAUCUGUGCCUGCAAAUGGGAGUCAUCAUGUUCUUCAAACAAAUAUGGAACAACUUCAUGGAACUCGGCUAUCCUUUGCUGCAGAACUGGUGGUCUCGGAGGAAGAUAAAGAAAGGAGGUGGAGGAGGGCAGAAUGUAGAGAACAAAACCCAGCUUCCUCAGUGGGACAAAGACUGGAAUCUGCAGCCAAUGAAUGCCCACGGAUUAGUGGAUGAGUAUCUUGAAAUGGUCCUCCAGUUUGGUUUCACCACCAUCUUCGUAGCAGCGUUCCCUCUGGCUCCUCUCCUCGCUCUUCUCAACAACAUCAUUGAGAUCCGUCUUGAUGCCUACAAGUUUGUCACUCAGUGGAGGAGACCCAUGCCUGCCCGCGCUACUGACAUUGGAAUCUGGCAUGGGAUUCUGGAAGGUAUAGGCGUUCUGGCAGUCAUCACCAACGCCUUUGUCAUCGCCAUCACCUCUGACUACAUCCCUCGCUUCGUUUACGCCUUCAAAUAUGGCCCGUGUGUGGACAAUGGACCCCAUCAUCGGGAUGAGUGUUUGCAAGGCUACGUGAACAGCAGCCUGUCUGUGUUUGAGAUGGACGAGAUAAUGAACAGCAGCCAGUCCAGAUACUGCAGGUACAGAGACUACAGAGCGCCGCCCUGGAACGCGGUACCGUAUGAGUUCACCCUGCAGUUCUGGCACGUCCUGGCUGCCAGGCUUGCCUUCAUUAUCGUCUUUGAGCACCUGGUGUUUGGGAUCAAGUCCUUCAUAGCAUACCUCAUCCCAGACAUUCCUAAGGGCCUGUGUGAUCGCAUGAGGAGGGAAAAGUAUCUGAUGCAGGAGAUGAUGUAUGAAGCAGAACUAGAGCAUCUACAGAAGGAGAGGAAAAAGAACGGACGACGUUAUCACCAUGAGUGGCCUUAGUUCUACCGUACGUCUUCACCACAUGUGUCCAAACUCACAGGCGCGGCCUCCACUGCCUGCUCUCUGUAUGUCUUUAAGCUUUGAGAGUCAAGCUCCACUCGGCUGAUUCUGUACACCAAAGACAAACCUUCCCAGUGACCAGAUCCACCCAGAAGCCUGUUUGGCUCCGUCUCAAGCCCCAACCCUGACCACUUCCUCUUCAUCUGUUCCGCAUCCAAUUUUGGCUCUUUUCUGUGUCUUGGCUCGGUCCUUCUCUGCCCCGCCCUGAUCUGUCACCUGGCAGCGUCCAGUGGGCGGCCCUCGACUCUCUGCCGCGUAAUGGCUUUAUUGGGAAAAUCUCGGCAAAUGCAAUGUUUACUAUGCAGAUCAAGGGCUGCAUAACUCCACUCUCCCCCUGAUACUUCUUCUCUCCAUGGCAGCUAUCCUUCUGCUCUGGUGCAGUCUGGUGCAGCCCACAGAUUGGCCCUGUGUUUCUACCACCAAUGACAGCGGAGCCACUGGUUGGGAAACAGAGCUGCUGUGGCACUUAAGGUUUCCCUGUCGCAAAAGUGGUUCUAGUAUUGUGGCUACCCAAAAAGAAAAAAAAAAGACAGAUUUUUCAAAGCAGCUGUAUCUUGCCCUUGAAGCAUGCAGUUAAAAAUCUGCUACCAUUUUAUAAACUGCAAAGCCAAAAUCAACAGGAAAAAAAGCACUGAUUGUUGUUUAGAAUAUUUACGUUUAGUCAAUUCAUGUGCAGUUCUGUGUGAAACGCCACAUGGACUCAUUGUUCCGUGUGUUUUCGGAUCGCUGUCCUAACGCCUGGUUCACGUUCUCAUUGUAUGUGUGUGUGUGUGUGUGCGCGUAUGUGUGCGUAGGUGUGUGUGUGUGCUAAUCUCAGUGUUGAGUUGAGUCAAUGUGAACUGGACUUGAUUGUGCCUACAGUUGUGCGCACCACAAUUGUGUCACCAUAAUCACGUGUGCCUGUUCGUGCUGCACAUGCUUUUUUUAAUUGCAAGAAUUACCGUUUUCUCUCUCGCUCGCUCUCUCUCUCUCUCCAAAUCUGCUCUUCCGCUCUGUGCUCAAAGCAUGUUUUUCAUUUGCUGCUGGAAACAUUCAGCGUGGUUGAAUUUUGGAUCACGCUAACAUACCUGUGGCUUGGAUUUUUGGUUGACUAAAAAAGCAUCUAUCCACUGUUCCUCGCUCGAACAUUCUUCACUGUUGGGAUAUCACUCAGCAGAUGUGGUUUUUAGUUCAUUUUCAAACAUUUUAAUACAAUGAAUGUGAUCCACUACCUUCAGUCACUGUCUUGUAAAAUUCUCAGGAAAUGAGGCAGCGUGAGCCACGCAUCCUUCUGAGGCUGAAUCAUAUUCAUUUCCUGCUUCGUUUAUUUCACCAUGAGAAGUCAAAAGAGACAUCAGGAAAAUCCAAGUGAGGUUUAGAGGUUGAUGGAAACUCUCUAAACUCACAUUUCUCAUUAGAAUAAUUCUGUGGGUUUAGUUACAGUUUUCAUUCCCUGAAAAGUUUGUACAGUUUCGUAAAGUACUAAGUCAUCCAUCACUGGGUAUUUACAGAGCCAAGGACGUAGAAAGAAUUGAUUGUGUUUUCACCAAACAACUGGACUCUUUUUAUUGAUUUGUUGAUGGAAUUCACAAAUUAGAAAUGGAUGUCUCAUAACAUUUUUUAAAAGAAGUGGGCCAUGGUCUGUGUACUAGGCCUAUUUGGUGUACUGGCCUGCCUGCACUCCAGAUUUGUCUCCUACUGAAAAUGUCUUGCUGUUGUUGUGCAGCUUGACACAGUAAGACUGGGGAAAUGAACUGAUUAACUGAUUUAUUCUCUCGGUUUCCAAAAGUUAUAAUAAAUAAAUUAACCUAGUUUAUGUGUAAAACUAGUAUAAUUUUAAUUAUAAUAAUUAUAUAUGUAAUAUAUAAUUCACUGCAUUAGUUAACUACUAAUAUAGUGAAUAUACCGAAAAUCUAUUCUACGUCUAUGUGAGAAACAUGUCUGAGGUUAUUACUGUAGUAUUUAAUAGGGAGUGUACCAACUUUUCUUUAAGGGUAAAUAAUGAGAUUUGACCUCAUUAUGGAGAGAAGUUAUUCUGUUACCAACAGAAGAAAGGGAAAACACUGUUUAAUGCACUUAACAACACUUAGAAACCUAGUUUUUAUUUUUUUUAUGAUCUUUGAAUGACCAUUGAAUUUUAAAUUAUUAUUCCCUGUAUGUACACUUCAUUGGAUUAUGUGUGAACUGUUUUUAUAUGGUUCAUUUAUUACGUCUGACUUCACCUGUUUUCGGGUGAAAAGACCAACAAUCACAUUUCUCAGGUUUCAUUCAAUGUUUGCAAUAUAUCAGUAACAUAUAUAGUUCCAUUAUAUAUUAACCCAUAUUUUGCUUUUAAAAAAAUAUAUAAACCUGUGUUUGCACCGCAGUGCACUGCAUGACUAUAAACACACUCAUUUAAAGCAUGUUUGACGUUCUUUUUGCCCAGUGAGAGCAGUUAAAUGUGGUUUCAAAUCACAAGUACAGUCGCACAUCCCCGUUUUGGAACAGUAGGCCGGAUAAUGAUUUAAUUCAUAAAUGAUAUAUUUGUCUUAUCUGUCCACACAUUUGUAAACAUCUCAUGAAGAAGAGAGGAAAAUUCCUUUGAAAAUAAUUUAGUAAAUAGUUUUAGUGCAGUUUUUUCUAAGAAUCUUAUGUGCUCUGUGAACAUUGGAAAUCUAUGCAUGUUGCUACCUUUCUGUUGAACAGAGGCAGAUGUAAAUGUGCACUUGUACUGUAGUGUAUGAUGCAUGGCCCUUACCUGCUUGGUGCAGCGCUAAUUUAUGUAAAAACUUGUGAACUAUGUCCUAAACAUAUCACCUCCCGUUCUCAAGGUCUGUCAGUUUGGAGGCUCUGGAAUUUGGAAGUUGAAGAAUUUUUUACUGAAUGUCGAGUAGUUCUUGUGCACCCCACUGGUAAAUGGGACUUGGACUGAAUUUGAAUGAGACUGGACAACAUGCAGGAUGUUUUUUUUAAUUAUUUGUUUGUUUUUUGCACAGUGGAAAUGAGACUUAGUUUUACUUUGCAGGAGCUGAGGUGCUUUCCAUGAUGGCAGGAGGUUUGCUAAUGUUGUGAACGGUAAUGUGACCUCGGAGGCUUAACUUUCACUGCUACUAAUCAUUCCUGGAUGGAUGUCUUUUCUCUAUCUUCUCUCUGGGAGCAUUAUUCAUGUGCUCAUUAAUCCAAAUGCUGCACAUUGGUGGAUAGGUGUUCCUCAGGCCUCCUGCUGUUGGCAAUAGCAUGGAUAUUGUCUAAUGAGUAAUGAUGGCAUGACCCUGCACAUCCCUGAAAACAUAUUAGUCUCAAGAGGACGAAGCGUUCGGUUCUACGCUCUCCCUCCUGAUUGGAUUGUGGGUUUGAGAGCAAGCUGCACUUGCUUUGGAAGCACAACAUCAUGUUAGGAUUCACGUGUACCAUAGGACAGCAGUAAGGGGUGGGAGGCAUGAGGUGUAUCAGCAACAUUGUUUACUUUGUUCCUGUUUACAUGUAAAAUGAAAUGUAUAAACAAAAAAAAUAUAAUAAAAUAAUUUGGAUAUCA